Messenger RNA from Parnassius mnemosyne (clouded apollo), 4872 nucleotides. NCBI's taxonomy places the organism in Eukaryota, Metazoa, Arthropoda, Insecta, Lepidoptera, Papilionidae. The record is from the annotation of a GenBank genome assembly.
AUGGGUGAUCGCAAUAAUCCCAUCAAGUUUGGGCCUGAAUGGCUGCGUAAUUUGGCACGUGAAGGUAAUGCUGGUGGUUCUGUGAACAACGGUCCAAACCCUACAAACUCUGGAAUUUCACCUAGUUCUGGCUCUACUGGAUCCAUCCAAGGGUCCACAAUUCCUACUGGUACUAUGAGUCUUCCAGGGCCUCCUGGAGCCGUGGGAGUUAUGGGCAGUCCAGGAGGCACUGCAGCACAAGGAGCUGCUGGUGGCUCCACAUCAUCUAAUGUUAAUGCAGCAGCAGGAGGGAAUUCUAGAAAUUCCACAAACAACAAUGGGUCAAAAGUGCUGUUGGCAAAGUUACGGUACGGAAGAGAAGAGAUGUUGGCUUUAUAUGACAGAUCAGCAGAAGCACCCGAAGAGUUAAAAUACUUUGAUUUGCUAUACCAACCAAGGGGGAAACCUCCUGUAGCUUUGAACAAUACAUUUGAGGAAGAAAUGCGGGACAAUAUCCGUGGAGGUCCACCUAUUGGAGCUAUGGCACCAGCAGAAAGAUUUGGUCUAGGUCGCGGAAUGGGUCGUGGCGGUGCCAAUGAGAAUCGUGGACGUACUCGCAUGCCAUUUGUCCGUCAAACAUCAUCAGGGAGGGGCAAUUCAUGGCACAUGGGGAGCACAAGAUUACCAGGGUAUAACAGUGCCACUGAAGAAGACACAAAUCCACUUCGACCUUGGGGUGCUAGUAAUGGAAAUAAUCCGACACCGAGGGCCAGUAAUGACCAACCAGAAUGGACUUCAAAUAAAGUCUUUCGGAGACGGCAAGCUAAUAACACUAAUUGGAGGCAGCAACAUACACGUGAUGAAGGUGAUGAAUGGCGGUCAUCAGACACAGCACGAAACCGUCCCAACACAGACAAAUGGGAUCGAGAAUGGGGAGAGAGACCAGCACAAGACAGGCCACAGUCGUGGAAUUCAAAUCGUCGUACUACAUGGGUUGGAGGGGAGGGUAACAAUGACGACAACCUACCAGAAUGGGCUGUGGAUAGUGCAGAAGCAGGCGCAGGAACAUUUGAUUCUACAGGGGCAUUUCACGGCUAUAGUAAUGACGAUAGUAAUUUACCUAAGACUCAGGACUCUUCAUUUCCUCUAGUGCGUUCUCACACUCAUGGAAGUUUCGUGCGUACAAAAACUGUUGAGGAAGGCUCGGAAGAAUGGUGGGCUUCAGAGAAAGCUAAAAAAUUGUCCCCAAAAAGGUUCGAAACUAGCGAUAUCAAGUUUAAAAAGUCAUCAAAUGUUGGAACAAAUGAAGCAAAUACUAGCACAACAAGCACUCAAAACUCCAAAGUGAAUAUAGAUAAAGAUGAGGCAUCCCAUGAGUCACCAGAGAAUUCGGAAAAAACCGCGACUGCUGCUGAACCCUCUGAAAAUACGAACACCAGUGAUGACAAAAAACUUGCUUUCAAACCGAAAUUUUCGGAGAGUAAAACAUUUGAUUCUCUCAUGCGGUCAGAAAUUGAUAUGGAGGAGGUCCGUGAUGAGAGAGGAAACUUUCAGUCUGUAAUGAUCACACCAAAUAAUAGCCUGCGACAGAAACAUCAGAAUAUUGUUGCUUCAGUCUCUGAAAACACAUCAAGGCAGGGCCGCAUUCCUGUUUUGCAAAUGUUACAUACAAUGUCACCAAAUGAUACUGAUUCCCGACAAACACCUGAAGAUAAACUUGUGGAGGAUAUCUUCGAUCUGACCCUAGAAGACACUAAGAUAUCAACUUCUUGUGCCACAUCAAUCAACUCAAAUAACUCUAGUGCUCAACCAGAUCAUCGACUGAGUGGUGGCAUGCCAAUGAGUAUUCCCAGUCCCGGCAUGCCAAAUCACGGCUUGGCAAUGAGCUCUGCAUCUACAAUGUCAACGUCUGUUCUUCAAGGUGGCACAUUACCAACAUCUGGUAUGCAAACAGGGGGCUUGCAUGCAAGUGGAAUGCAGACAGUUGGAUUGCAAACAGGAGUGAUACAGACUGGUGUAAUGCAAUCAAGUGGUAUGCAACCAGGUGGAAUGCAACAAGGUGGAAUGCAACAAGGUGGAAUGCAACAAGGUGGAAUGCAACAAGGUGGAAUGCAACAAGGUGGAAUGCAACAAGGUGGAAUGCAACAAGGCGGAAUGCAACAAGGUGGAAUGCAACAAGGCGGAAUGCAACAAGGCGGAAUGCAGCCAGGCGGACUGCAAUCAGGUGGAAUGCAACCAAGAUUACAGAAUGUUGGAAUACCAAACUCUGCUCUUAAUUCUUCUCUAGGCCUUUCACUUGGUUCUGCAAAUAACGGUUUGGUGUUACCAAUGCAAGGAGUUCAACCACCUGUUAUGCCUAAUACACAACUCACAAAUCCUGGAUUAGGAGCAGCAGGUUUGCAGCCACGCGGGUCUGUGUUACCUGGUUUUCAACCAAGCAGUGGAUUGUCUGUGAUGACUGGCACUAAUGUCGCAAAUACAUCGCUGUUUCUAGGUCAGAAUAACAAUCCAAUGCAAUCGACCAACGACUUACAGAUGCAAGGUCAUGGAGCUCAAACAAAUUUGUUUCCAAUGCAUGGAUUGCAGCAUUCUAGCUCACAGGGAGGGACAUUUGGAUCAAUAUAUAGCAAUAUUAUACCGCAUUCUCCAACUCAACCUGCUCAAAACUCUCAAAAUCUUGCUGACCAGUGGUAUUAUGAAGAUCCAAAGAAAAUCAUUCAAGGACCGUUUUCUUCAAAGGAGAUGUACAAUUGGUACAGGGCAGGCUUCUUUAGUCCAAGUCUAAUGGUACGCAGAGCGUGCGAUACGCAUAUGCGCCCACUUGGUUCUUACGGUCCUAUGGUACCCUUUGCUCAAAUCGACAUGCUAUCACCAUUCCCGAUGUCCAGCGGUUUCGAAACCCGCACUCAGGGGCCGCAUGAUUUACUAAAUCAACAACAAGGACUCGGAUUGGAUGAUUCCUUAUGGAGUCAACCUACUCCAUCUCCGGAUCUAAUGUGGAUGCAGCAAGCUAUGAACGCGCGGAACGAGUCGCGUGUCAACAAUCUCCCUAUGUUUUUCUGGGAUCCGCAGCCUUCCGCCAUAUCUUCUAACUCUCUAUUACCCGAGGAGAUAGCUAAGGAAAUGAAAACUGAAGAUCAAAUACUAGCGCAGCUUAGAGCGUCACAAAAUAUUAGCACGUCGCAAAAUAUUAGCACGCCGCAGACGUUGCCGUUUAUUAACGAGACUGUUUCAACAUCGAUUAGUAAUAAACCGGACGAAGCCUACUCUCCAAAUAUUAGUGCUACUCCUAAUUUGGAGGAGCUGCAAAAAUUUAUUAAAUCUGAAGCGUUAGCAUCGCCAUCUACGACAGCCACUGAACCAGCAGUGGAAAAUGAAGAAACAGAGGUCAAAUCGGAAGUAACUCCUAAAGUUGAGCAAAAAGCAGUUGAAACUCUUGUCCCUAAACAGCAGCAACAAUGCCAAAGUAAAACUUCGACCGAAUUAAAACCAGCAAAAUCAACCAAAUCAGAGAGCGAAAAACCGGUAAAAAGUAAGGAAAACAACAUCUCAAAGAGUAAGAAUAAGAAAUCAAAGGAAGAUAAAAAGGAAGACUUAGUUGAAGUUAAGAAUAAAGAAGACGAUAAUGUGAAAACGGAGUCAAAACGGUCAGUGGAGUCUUCACCUUCGAAAACUAAAAGAGAAGAUAAGCAGAGCAAAAAGGAGCUAGAGAAAGAAAGAAAGGAAUGGUUAAAAGAGGGUUUCACCAUAGUAAAAGGGUCUGAGAAGAGCGUUACUAAGGACACCAAGAAAAAAGUAGAAGAAAUAAAGACCCCUGAUGAAACUGAACGUAAGAGGAAAGAAGAGGAGAAAACUGCUGCUGAUGAGAAAAAGGAGAAAAAAAAUUCCGAGAACCAGAAAAAGCAGCAGCAGGAGCAAUUGCAGCGACACACGGAGUCCGUGUCUAAGAAGGCACCGUGGUCCGCCGUGGCGACUCAGCAAGCGCAAGCGACCAACAAGGACGGGCUCACUCUAGCCGAGAUACAGCGGCUUGAGAGAGAAAAGAAGUUAGAGCAGAUGAAAGUUCAGCAGCAAAUGAUGCAGAUUAUUGCGCAGCAGCAGGCCGCGGCCUUGGCAAGGGAACAGGAAAUGCAAGCUGGACUCGGUUGGGCUAAAAAGAAGGGGACCAAUGCCAACAUACCGGGUCAAAGCUUGGCUGAAAUCCAGGCGGAGACCCGAAGACAAGCUGCUGUGGCCGCCGCUGCUGCGGCCGCCACAGCUGCUCAGGCCUUCGAGGAAGCCCAGGCUGCGCCACCGCAACCUGUCAAUCACGCUCCUUGGGGUAAUUCAGCUAACGGAGCAGGAGGUUUCUGGGACACUCAGUCAAAUACAACUGCCAAAGCUGUUGAAAAAUCACAAGAGCCACCAAAGGUAGUUGAGCCAAGCAAAAACAACAAGAAGAAGGCCGCUCCUGCUGCUAUUCCUAAGAAAGAGACCACCCCUGCGAUUGAAUUCGAAUCGUGGUGCACAACUGUGCUCGCUUCAUGGAGCUCAAAGAUCGACGUGCCAACAUUCGUCGGCUUCCUCAAAGACAUCGAGUCACCAUAUGAGGUGAAAGAUUACGUAAAGUGCUACUUAGGAGAAUCUAAGGAUUCAAACGAUUUCGCUCGGCAGUUCUUGGAGAGAAGGUCCAAACUUCUCCGUGUUGGUAUGGUGACCCCAUCAGACGAUCUUUGCUCUCCGGCCAUGGCGAUUAAUCCUCGGAACCCCUCUGGUUCAGACUACCAGGAGGUGAAGGGCAAGGGCAAAAAAGCAAAAAAGAAUAAGAUGCUUAAAGUCGACGCUCGUAUACUCGGAUUCUCAGUGACGGCAGCCGAAGAUCGGAUCAACGUCGGCGAUAUUGACACCGUCUGA